This is a messenger RNA of Triticum turgidum subsp. durum (durum wheat), 861 nucleotides long. The record is from the annotation of a GenBank genome assembly. NCBI's taxonomy places the organism in Eukaryota, Viridiplantae, Streptophyta, Magnoliopsida, Poales, Poaceae.
AUGGUGGCUGUCAAAAUGCUAAAAGAUCUUGGACAGGGUGAGAAGCAGUUCCGAGCAGAAGUGCAGACCAUUGGAAUGCUUCAACACAUCAAUCUUGUUCGUUUGUUUGGGUUCUGUGCUGAGGGAAGUAAAAGAUUGCUGGUAUACGAGUACAUGGAGAAUGGAUCUUUGAGUUCUCAUCUGUUUUCGAAGAGUUCUGUAAAAUUAAUCUGGGAGCUCCGGUACAGUAUAGCACUUGGAACUGCAAGAGGCUUGGCUUAUCUGCAUGAGGAAUGCAAGGAUUGCAUCAUACACUGCGAUAUAAAGCCAGAUAAUGUACUCCUUGAUGCAGAUUUGUGUCCUAAGGUUGCAGACUUUGGUAUGGCGAAGCUUCUUUGCCGAGAUUUUAGCAGGGCACUGACAACAAUGCGGGGGGCCAUCGGAUAUCUUGCGCUGGAGUGGAUCUCAGGGCUUCCGAUCACACAUAAGUCUGACGUUUACAUCUACGGAAUGAUGCUUCUUGAAAUCAUUUCGGGGCGAAGGAAUGUGGAGAAAAUCAAGGAAGGGAAGUUCACUUACUUUCCCAUCUUUGCGGCAGUCAAGGUGAAUGAAGGAGAUGUUAUGUGCCUUACUGGAUAUAGGUUGGAAGGCGACGCAGAUGUGGAGCAGCUGAGCAGAGCUUGCAGAAUCGCAUGCUGGUGCAUUCAAGAUGCUGAGGAUCAUAGGCCAAUGAUGGGGCAUGUUGUUCGCAUGCUAGAGGGUGUCAUGGAUGUUGAAGUACCUCCUAUUCCGAGGUCGCUGCUGAAUUUUGUGGUUUCUGAACUGCAAUUUGUUACUCCCUCCGUCCGGAAAAACUUGUCAUCAAAAUGGACAAAAAAGUAG